UUCUCGGAAGAGAAAAUGGAGACAAUUUUGGAGCAGCAGCGGCGCUAUCAUGAGGAGAAGGAACGUCUUAUGGACGUCAUGGCCAAAGAGAUGCUCACAAAGAAGUCCACACUCCAGGACCAGAUCAAUUCUGACCACCGCACUCGAGCCAUGCAAGAUAGGUAUAUGGAGGUCAGUGGGAACCUGAGGGAUUUGUAUGACGAUAAGGAUGGGUUACGAAAGGAGGAGCUUAAUGCUAUUUCUGGACCCAAUGAGUUUGCUGAAUUCUAUAAUAGACUCAAGCAAAUAAAGGAAUUCCACAGGAAGCACCCAAAUGAGAUCUGUGUGCCAAUGUCAGUGGAAUUUGAGGAGCUCCUGAAGGCUCGAGAGAAUCCAAGUGAAGAGGCGCAAAACUUGGUGGAGUUCACGGAUGAAGAGGGAUAUGGUCGUUACCUUGAUCUCCAUGACUGUUACCUCAAGUACAUUAACCUGAAGGCAUCUGAGAAGCUAGAUUAUAUCACAUACCUGUCCAUCUUCGAUCAGUUAUUUGACAUUCCUAAAGAAAGGAAGAAUGCAGAGUAUAAAAGAUACCUAGAGAUGCUGCUUGAGUACCUUCAGGAUUACACAGAUAGAGUGAAGCCUCAAGAUCAGAAUGAACUUUUUGGGAAGAUUCAGACUGAGUUUGAGAAGAAGUGGGACAAUGGUACCUUCCCUGGAUGGCCGAAAGAGACAAGCAGUGCCCUGACUCAUGCUGGAGCCCAUCUUGACCCUUCUGCAUUCUCCUCUUGGGAGGAGUUGGCCUCCCUGGGUCUGGACAGAUUGAAAUCUGCACUCUUAGCUUUAGGCCUGAAAUGUGGCGGGACUCUAGAAGAGCGAGCCCAGAGACUCUUCAGCACCAAAGGAAAGUCCCUGGAGUCACUUGACACUUCUCUGUUCGCCAAAAUUCCUAAAUCAAAGGGCACCAAGCGAGACACCGAGAGGAACAAAGACAUUGCUUUUCUAGAAGCCCAGAUCUAUGAAUAUGUAGAGAUUCUUGGGGAACAGCGACAUCUUACACAUGAAAAUGUACAACGCAAGCAAGCAAGGACAGGAGAAGAGCGAGAAGAGGAGGAGGAAGAGCAGAUGAGUGAGAGUGAAAGUGAAGAUGAAGAGAAUGAGAUCAUUUACAACCCCAAAAACCUGCCCCUUGGCUGGGAUGGCAAACCCAUUCCCUACUGGCUGUAUAAGCUUCAUGGCCUAAACAUCAACUACAACUGUGAAAUCUGUGGAAACUACACCUACCGAGGACCCAAGGCCUUCCAACAGCACUUUGCUGAAUGGCGUCAUGCUCAUGGCAUGAGAUGUUUGGGCAUCCCAAACACUGCCCACUUUGCUAAUGUGACACAGAUUGAAGAUGCUGUCUCCUUGUGAGCCAAGCUGAAACUGCAGAAGGCUUCAGAGCGAUGGCAGCCCGACACUGAGGAAGAAUAUGAAGACUCCAGUGGGAAUGUUGUGAAUAAGAAGACGUAUGAGGAUCUGAAAAGAUAAGGACUGCUCUAG
Microcebus murinus (gray mouse lemur) is the source of this 1518-nucleotide messenger RNA. The record is from RefSeq and is a predicted model, not a curated record. Lineage: Eukaryota; Metazoa; Chordata; Mammalia; Primates; Cheirogaleidae.